UGAAGGCUUAGCUCCCUCUUCACAACCCAGACCCAUUUCCUUAACUUGCUUCCUUCACGUGCCCCUCAAGCCGCUUCUCUGUUUCUUGCCUCCAAACUAGUCAGAUGGUUUCACUUGAUUCAGAUGAAAAUGGUCAUCUCAGCAAUGAAAUGAUGAUCGAUGCCUCACUACCUUCCGGUGACUCCAUAGGUUGUGAUCUUUUCCGAGAGCAGGAAAUUUUUCCCCGAGUUGGAGCCAAUUAUCAGGUUGAAGUUCCUAUACUGGUUCAGAAGUCAGAGUACCUUUCUUUGGUGAAAAAUGUGGCAAAUACAGAAAAUGGUCCUGUGGAACUUAAUUGGGGAUUACCAAUUCCCGUAUUUAUGGUCAGUCAGGAUCGUGCAAAAGAGAAUGCGAAAGUUUCUCAAAGUCUAGAAGUUUUCAGCACUGAUGAUUCAAAUGCUGUACUGGACAAUGGGGUACCUGUAGGAGAAUCAUGUGGUGCAGUACUAGAGGACAGAAGGGACCAAUGCAUAUUCCCGGGGUGCAGCAUUGUCCCAGGUUGUGCAAAUGGUUCAUGGAUUGAUCUUGAGAAGAAAUGUUUCCUCCUUGGGCUGUAUAUCUUUGAGAAGAAUUUUGUUCAGCUUAGGAGGUUCAUAGAAAGCAAAAACAUGGCAGACAUCUUGUCAUUCUACUAUGGGGAGUUCUAUCGGUCACAUGACUACUGCAGAUGGUCUGAAUGUAGAAAGAUGAGAGGCAGAAGAGGUGUAUUUGGUCAGAAAAUUUUUACCGGACUGAGGCAACAGGAGUUGCUGUCUCGUUUAUUUCCAAGGGUGUCUGGAAAAUGCAAGAAUGCCUUGUUGGAGGUUUCUAAGACAUUUGUCGAAGGGAAAAUGUCAUUGGAAGAAUAUGUCUUCUCUUUGAAAGCUAUGGUUGGAUUGAGCUUGCUUGUGGAAGUGGUAGGCAUUGGUAAGGGAAAACAAGACCUCACAGGCAUGGCUUUGGAACCUGUAAGGUCAAAUCAUGCCAUUCCUAUGCGCCCAGAGAUACCAACUGGAAAAGCGUGCUCCUCUCUCACAUCCAAUGAAAUUGUUAAAUUUCUAACAGGAGAUUAUCGAUUAAGCAAAGCACGGUCCAGUGAUUUGUUUUGGGAAGCAGUUUGGCCCCGUCUUUUGGCAAGAGGAUGGCAUUCAGAGGAGCCAAAAGAUCCUGGUUAUGCUGCUGGUUCCAAGAAUUCUUUGGUUUUUCUUGUGCCUGGUAUUAAGAAGUUUUCCAGAAGAAGACUAGUGAAAGGGAACCACUAUUUUGAUUCUGUCAGUGAUGUCUUGAGUAAAGUUGCAUCAGAACCUGGGUUAAUUGAGCUUGAAAAUGAAGUGGAUGAAAGUAAGAGGAAAGAAGAAGAAUAUGAAUGCAACAGGAAGAGAAAGUUGGAAGGGGAUGACAUGCCUAAUCAAAGGCGCCGCUCUUACCUUCAACCUCGCACUCCAAAUCGCGGUAGUGAUGGCAUGAAGUUUACAAUUGUAGAUACAGGCCUGGAGGACGCUCGUAAAGUAAAGGAACUGAGACGCCUGCUGCGUGAGUUUUCCAGUGAAUUCAACUCUGGAAAUUCCUACGAUAUCAUUGAUGAUGAUUCUUCCGAGGUCUCAACCGAGGAAUCGGACUCUCCGGAUAUGACAUUACACAAUAAAGGUGACAAUGAUACUUCUAAUGCCUCAAAUCAUCUAUCAAAUGGAGAGAUACUUCCUGAUAAAAAAGAUCUUCAAAUUCAUGCUCCAACUUGCGAGAAUCAUGCCUCUUGUCCUGAUUCAAAAAGUAUUCCAAUGAGUGAUUCCUUGAAAAGGAAACAGUCCUUUGAAGAUAAAUGGCCAAAUAAAGAAGUGACAAAAGACCACUUGAUCCAGAGCCCUAAAGAAGAAAAUGUAGAUGAUAAUGUAGAUGACAUGAACCCUGCAUUCAAACGGGCUCGGGGAUUAACUGCCUGUAACCACCUGGAAACAAGCAAUGUCUUGACAAACCCAGCAAUUCUUCCUAAGUCAGAUUCAGAAUUGUCUAGUCGCAGCUCUGAUGUUCGUGAUUUUGCAGAGAAUGUUCCUCCUCUAGUGGCUACCCCCCCAGAUAAGUUGUCUUUGAGUAAUUCAUCAAAAGGCAGCCCUACUGAGAGUGUUGAACGUGAUACUGUUAGCUGCCUUGUUGCUUCAGACCCCCAACAGAGCUCUCAGAACCCAACACUCAUUGAUCUUAAUAUACCUCAAGUCCCUGUAGAUUUUGAAACUGGCAGCUUGAGGACAGAUGCAACAACUGAGAACCCAGUGGACCAUGAUGAACUUGAAAGGGCCCCAGAUAAGGUUAAUCCUGAGCAUCAGGCUAACAUGAACCUACAGAGGCGAGGUACGAGAGUCAGGCCACCAACUACAAGAGCACUUGAAGCUCUAGCACAUGGCUACCUGACAGUGAACCGGAGGCGGAAGGGUAGUGAAGCCAGAUCACGAGAGAACAUGAGAUCGCGACCUUCACGACGUGCUCGUGGUGCAGGGCAGGGAGUGGCAUUCCAAUCAGUUCAUCAGCUAAAUUUGGGAAGUGUGGAUCCUAGGUCUGAGUCUGGCAGCAAUUCUGUGGAUUCCACAGUUCAAGGAGGUGAAAAUGUUGGCAAACUUCAGGUGCAACACGCGGGAAAUGUAACACCAAUACCAGGCAAUGUAUCUGUUGAAGGGACCUCCAGAAACAUUUAGAAUUGUUGGUGAGGUAGCGCGUCAAUUGGCAAGUUUUAGAAACAUUUAGAAAGAUAUGGUUUAAGCUGCCUCUAUCAUUGGUGAUGAGCGAAGUUUUCCUGUUAUUGAUUCUUGACAACUCAGUAUCCUCUGUAAUUUAGAAUAAGUGGAAGCUUUUUAAGUUGGAAAUGCUAUUGGCACCAUUCUGUAGAUGCUGAUGAUCAGAGACAGAAGAUGGAAGGGUCCCUGUAAAGAGUCUGACCCAGUUCUGUAUGUUUUGAAUAUCCAGGCUACAGUUACCAACCACAACCAAAAAGCAGAGAGUAAAAUAUGCUUUCCCAUAUCUCUCGAUCCCCUCCCCCAGCCAAAAUAUCUUAGAUAACUCCUAUACCCUUGCUCUUAGGCAUCCUUCGGCUUUUUUUGUUGCAUAGAACUCAUUAUAGAAAGACGUGUCUGAAAUGCUUAUGCAGACAAUGUUUCAACGGUUCAUAAAGUAACUGUUACUAAGUUUCGA
Molecule: messenger RNA, 3198 nt
Organism: Coffea eugenioides
Lineage: Eukaryota; Viridiplantae; Streptophyta; Magnoliopsida; Gentianales; Rubiaceae
Exons: 4
Coding region: 105-2705 (866 amino acids)
Cellular component (GO): nucleus
Molecular function (GO): transcription corepressor activity
Source: RefSeq, a predicted model, not a curated record